AUGGCUCCGGGAUCGGAUGAGCAGCCCCCUCCGAAAGAGAGGGGAGGAGCUUCAGCUCCGUCGGCAACCUCCAUUAAUCCGGAGGCGCCCAAUGCUCUAGAGGAAGCACUGCAAGGUGCUUCCAUUGUGGAGGAGCACCGUACCCUGAUGGGUGCGGUUAUGGAGAAGGUUCAGUCUGCCAAAAACAGACUAAAUGAAGCCUUCCGUAGCCUACUGACAGGCUUUGAGGCCUCCAUGUUGGCGGCCACCGCUCAUGCCGUAGAAGUUUCCGAACUCAAUCGAAAGCUUCAAGUGGCCGAUGAAGAGCUCGACCGCAUCAACAAGUGGUUCGAUGAAAUGCAAGCUAGCGCAGCCGAGGUCGAGACCCUCAAGGGCGCCCUCGUCCAGGCCAAGAAAGAGGCGGAGGCGAAUAAGGCAGCCGCUGAUAAAGCGGCUGCUGAACUAGAGGCUGAACAAAUCGCCCGCUGCCAACAUGAAGCUCGGGUGGCCGAAGUCGAGCAGGAGCCGAAGGAUGCCAUCAGCAAAUGUGAGACACUGGAGCAGGAGACUUCGGCCCAGUCCUCCGAGCUUGCCAAGGCUCUUCGUGAUGCAAAAGAGGCGUGGAGCGAGUCCCUGAGCGCUCGCGAAGAGAUCCACUAG
Messenger RNA from Aegilops tauschii subsp. strangulata, 639 nucleotides. Lineage: Eukaryota; Viridiplantae; Streptophyta; Magnoliopsida; Poales; Poaceae. The record is from RefSeq and is a predicted model, not a curated record.